AUGGAUGCUCCAGCAGCGCCUCCGACGAAGAAGCCGCCGCUGGCACCAACAGUUGACAUGGAGUUGCUUGUGUUGGAGGAACUGGAUGCCUGCCGUCGCGUGGCUGACGAUAGGGAUAGAGCCCAUGACAUCGAGGACGCCUUUCCAGAAACCGAUAGUGGUGGCUGUUCAAAGGUUUUGGUCCAGGAACGGCGCCUGAAACUCUCAAUCCACGCCUGUAUCUCAACCAAGGCGUUUAUCGAGCUAAAGUCCAAUCUGGCUAUGGGCCGUGAAAUAGCGCAGAAAUGCCAACCACUAACAACUGCUGCCCGGCCUGUCCCUCACGGCGGCCUCUUCGCACCAAAUUAA
Messenger RNA from Fusarium vanettenii 77-13-4, 348 nucleotides. RefSeq lists its product as uncharacterized. Lineage: Eukaryota; Fungi; Ascomycota; Sordariomycetes; Hypocreales; Nectriaceae. The record is from RefSeq and is a predicted model, not a curated record. The transcript is spliced from 5 exons. Bases 1 to 348 code for a protein of 115 amino acids.